Malania oleifera is the source of this 1336-nucleotide messenger RNA. RefSeq lists its product as uncharacterized. Lineage: Eukaryota; Viridiplantae; Streptophyta; Magnoliopsida; Santalales; Ximeniaceae. The record is from RefSeq and is a predicted model, not a curated record. The transcript has 6 exons. The coding region runs from base 165 to 1121 and encodes 318 amino acids.
AGAGAGAGAGAGAGAGUGAGCGUGUGUUUUUACAUGUCCAGCCUUUCCAGGAGGAUGGCCGACGAUGUGUGCUUCUUCAUCACGUUGUGCUGAAAUCUCUGUUUCUUCCACUAUAAAGUUGAACUUAAGUUCUGGGAAAGACUCCCAAAAAAUCUCCUCUAAUAAUGAAAAUGGUGGCCUUGGUUUUUGUUAUGGUAUGUGGGGUUUAUAUUUUCUCAGUAUGCCUAAAGCAAAUAAGCACCCAAACAAAAGCUAAAUUUCUAACCAUCCGAGCUGUUGACCAGCCUUGCCCCAUUUCUGGUAUCCAAGGAGGGGAAAUCCCCUACGUGCAUUACCCAAAACCUACAACCUUUGGCAGGGAGGAAUGUGCCUGCAACCCUGUGCGGUUCUUUGCCAUUUUGUCAAUGCAGAGAUCUGGGAGUGGAUGGUUUGAAACACUACUAAACAGUCAUAUUAAUGUGAGCUCGAACGGUGAGAUCUUUUCGGUUAGAGAUAGGAGGAGUAAUGUUUCUGCACUUUUGAAGACGAUGGAUAAAGUAUAUAAUCUUGACUGGUUCACUAGUGCUUCCAAGAACGAAUGCUCGGCUGCAGUUGGAUUUAAGUGGAUGCUUAAUCAGGGUUUGAUGGAAUAUCAUGAAGAGGUAGUAGACUAUUUCAAAGCAAGGGGUGUUUCUGCAAUAUUUCUGUUUAGAAAAAAUCUGCUACGCAGAAUGAUAUCUGUGCUUGCAAAUGCCUAUGACAAGGAUGCUAAGCUGCUCAAUGGUACCCACAAAUCUCAUGUUCAUUCAUCGCUGGAGGCUGAGAUACUAGCAAAAUACAGACCUAUAAUCAACGCCACACUGCUUGUACCAAAUCUGAAGCAAGUGGAGGUAGAAACUGCCAAGGCUUUAGAAUACUUCAGGAGCAUUCGUCACGUUGUCAUCUACUAUGAAGAUCUUAUCAACAACCGCACAAAACUUGCAGAAGUUCAAGAGUUCCUAAGGUUGCCAUCUAGAGAUCUUACAAGCCGUCAAGUUAAGAUACACAGCGGCCCCUUGUCAAAGCAAGUUGGCAACUGGGAUGAUAUCUUGAAGGCAUUAAAUGGUACCUCAUAUGAGAGAUUCCUCCAUGCAGACUAUUAGCUGUAUUUUGUAGGUAUGAGUUCCAGAAUCAAUUUUUUGUCAUCAGAAGGAAACCCAUUUACAGUUUUGACUGUGGCAGUGAACUAAUACUGCCUUCUCCUGGCAGUGCACACUCAAAAGAGCAUUCGUUUUCUGCAUUUUAACCUUGUAUAUUUAUCACAAUCAUUCUAUGAUGAUAAUGGCUCCAUUAAUUUUUGCUUAGCACAUUGAAUAGU